ACAAAUGAAUUGGUACAAAUAUUGAACAGUAGAGCAGUAACUAACACUGGUAAUCUGGUGAGGUAAGAAAGAAGAAGAAGCGGUGAGAGGAACAAAAACGCGUUGGAGGGCUCAAACACGGUUUUCUCGGGCCAGGUGGGUUUGACCAUUGGUUGCCGAAAACCGAAGCCGUCCUCGGAAAGAGCCCACUUUCCCACACCACACCGCACCCCACCCAGCCCAUCGCUCUAUUCUUCUUUCUUCCCAACAUUUUCUCACCAAUUACUACUCUCACCACGACAGACAUUAACAUUUACAUAUGUCCCUUCCACACUCUUUCUCACUCGACACUUGUUUCUUCCACUUUUUCUCUUUCUCCCACAACACAACACAACCCUCUUUUUUUCUCUUUCCCCUUCAUUUUUCAUUUCCAACUCCCAACCAUGGACCCCAAGGACGAAUUUGAACUCACAGGGACCACUUUUUCUCAGUUACUAUUCGGAGAUGACCAUGAUGCAACAACACCUGCAUUGUCUCUCCCUCACCACCACUGCUCUUACGAUCAACACAACCUCUCCGCUUCGCCUCUUUUCUCCUUUCACAAGCCACCCAAGAUGCUAUGCUUCGGAACCCAACCCCACAUUCCCGUCACCCCUCAGAAAUCUGUCAUCACUUCCAGUGACUCCUCUUCUGCUUCAUCCUCCAACCACACCAACACCGCCUUCACUUCCCUACCCAAGUCCACUAGUUUGCAGAAAAAGCGGAAUGGGUUGGGACAAGAACCAGUGGCCAAGGUGGGUGUCGGAGGCCAGAGACAAACUAAAAAGACCAAAGCAGAGAACCCCACCUCAACCGGACAUGCAAAGAGGAAGGAGAAGCUCGGGGAAAGAAUCGCAGCGUUACAACAGCUUGUUUCUCCCUUCGGCAAGACAGAUACAGCAUCGGUGCUUCACGAGGCCAUGGGAUAUAUAAGAUUUCUUCAUGACCAAGUUCAGGUCCUGUGCUCUCCUUACUUGCAAAGCCUGUCUUCCUCACACCACCAACAGCAGCACGGAGAAGAAGGAGAAAACAGCGAAGGGGAAGUGAAGAAGGACUUGAGGAGUAGGGGUCUGUGCCUGAUCCCUGUGGGAUGCACCGUACACGUGGCGAGUAGCAACGGUGCUGAUUUCUGGUCACCUGGUGCAAUAGGGAAGAGGGUUUCACCAUCAGGGAAGUAGUGAAAAGAAAGGAAGAUGAAUGAAUGAUUUUGAAAAUUUGUAGGCUUUUGGGAAAUGGGUUCCUAUGUCUGCCCAAAUUGGAGUUGUACUCAAUAUGACAGCUUAUCUGGAGAUAGAUGGGUAAGGAGGUAAAGUGCAGGAAAUGGCAAAGAGGGUUAACAAUUAACAAGAGUGGUUCAAAGUUCACACAUGAGGUACAAUUCAGAGGUCAUGAUUUUGUCCUUAAAUAUGUAACAUCUGUUUUGGAGGUCCUUUUCUCAGGACAACAACUAUAUCUAUAUAUUAUCAUUAUUCUAUACAAGGAAGCAACCAAAUAUUUUAUGUAGGCCUUCAACUCUAGGAUUCCUUAUAUUUUUAUUAUAUAUUUUCUCUGUAAAUUUCGCUUCAUCAACCACAUAGCAUGUCCACGACAUUCAAGUAUGAAUGUGUCCAUUGAAACAAUCGUGUUAAGGUAUUUUAUUGUGGGUGUCGUCACAUGUGACGGGGUUUUUUGAGGUUGUGUUUGGAGUGUUGUACAAAAUAAUGGUGGUGCAAUAUCCAAAUACGCGUGAUAUUAUGACACCAGUUGACAGCACUCGUAACAGGGUAUGAAUGUGAUAUCCGAGUUACAUAGCAAUUUUCUUCCAACAUUAUGAAAAGGGCAAAUCUCGAUUUGUAAUUUUUACAUCUUUGGUUUGCUUCUUGUUA
Messenger RNA from Vigna unguiculata (cowpea), 1883 nucleotides. RefSeq names its product basic helix-loop-helix (bHLH) DNA-binding superfamily protein. Gene Ontology annotation, cellular component: nucleus. Gene Ontology annotation, molecular function: RNA polymerase II cis-regulatory region sequence-specific DNA binding; DNA-binding transcription factor activity, RNA polymerase II-specific; protein dimerization activity. Lineage: Eukaryota; Viridiplantae; Streptophyta; Magnoliopsida; Fabales; Fabaceae. The record is from RefSeq and is a predicted model, not a curated record. Gene Ontology annotation, biological process: regulation of transcription by RNA polymerase II.